CGCGGGCGAGCGGGUGGGCCGGGGCAGGGCUGGCAUGGCGCGGACCCCGGGCCGGGCCCCGUUGUGUCCUGGAGGCGGCAAAGCACAACUUUCCUCGGCGUCUCCUCCCGCGGUUGGGCUGCUGCUGCUGCCAGCCCCGACGCCACCGCCGCCGCUGCUGCUGCUGCUCGUCCCCCUGCUGCUCUUCUCCCGGCUCUGUGGUGCCUUAGCUGGAUCGAUUAUUGUGGAGCCACAUGUCACAGCAGUGUGGGGAAAGAAUGUUUCAUUGAAGUGUUUAAUUGAAGUGAAUGAAACUAUAACACAGAUCUCAUGGGAGAAGAUACAUGGUAAAAGCACACAGACUGUUGCAGUUCAUCAUCCUCAAUAUGGAUUCUCUGUUCAAGGAGAUUAUCAGGGAAGAGUUUUGUUCAAAAACUAUUCACUUAAUGAUGCAACGAUUACUCUGCAUAACAUAGGCUUCUCAGAUUCCGGAAAGUACAUAUGCAAAGCUGUUACAUUCCCACUUGGAAAUGCCCAGUCCUCUACAACUGUGACUGUGUUAGUUGAACCCACAGUGAGCCUGAUAAAAGGGCCAGAUUCUUUAAUUGAUGGGGGAAAUGAAACAGUAGCAGCCAUUUGUAUAGCAGCUACUGGAAAACCAGUCGCACAUAUUGACUGGGAAGGUGAUCUUGGCGAAAUGGAAUCUACCACAACUUCUUUUCCCAAUGAAACAGCAACGAUUGUCAGCCAAUACAAGCUGUUUCCCACGAGGUUUGCUAGAGGAAGGCGGAUCACUUGUGUCGUAAAACAUCCAGCCUUAGAAAAGGACAUCCGAUACUCUUUCAUCCUAGACAUCCAGUAUGCUCCUGAAGUUUCAGUAACAGGAUAUGAUGGAAAUUGGUUUGUGGGAAGAAGAGGUGUUAACCUCAAGUGUAAUGCUGAUGCAAAUCCUCCGCCCUUCAAGUCCACGUGGAGCAGACUGGAUGGACAAUGGCCCGAUGGCCUGUUGGCUUCAGACAGCACUCUUCAUUUUGUCCACCCGCUGACUUUCAAUUAUUCUGGCGUUUAUGUCUGUAAAGUGACAAAUUCCCUUGGUCAAAGAAGUGAUCAAAAGGUCAUCUACAUUUCAGAUCCUCCUACUACCACCACCCUUGAGCCUACAGUUCAGUGGCGUCCCUCAACUGCUGACACCGAGGAUCUAGCAACAGAACCUAAAAAGUUGCCCUUUCCAUUGUCAACUUUGGCAACAAUUAAGGAUGACACAAUUGGCACCAUCAUUGCUAGUAUAGUGGGUGGGGCCCUCUUCAUAGUGCUUGUGAGUGUGUUGGCUGGAAUAUUCUGCUAUAGGAGACGACGGACGUUUCGUGGAGACUACUUUGCCAAAAACUACAUUCCACCCUCAGACAUGCAAAAAGAAUCGCAAAUCGAUGUUCUUCAACAAGAUGAGCUUGAUUCUUACCCAGACAGUGUAAAAAAAGAAAACAAAAAUCCAGCGAACAAUCUAAUUCGUAAAGACUACUUAGAAGAGCCUGAAAAAACUCAGUGGAAUAAUGUAGAAAAUCUCAAUAGGUUUGAGAGACCGAUGGAUUAUUACGAAGAUCUAAAAAUGGGAAUGAAGUUCGUCAGUGAUGAACGCUACGAUGAAAAUGAAGAUGAUUUAGUUUCCCAUGUAGAUGGUUCCGUAAUUUCCAGGAGGGAGUGGUAUGUUUAAUAGCCACUAGUGUGACGUCACUAUGUACAAUGUUUCAUUCAUACGAGUUGAUCAUUUUCAGAUUGUUCAUACUUUCUCUUGAGGAAGAAUAAGCUUUUUCAAGUUGAUUUCGAGCUUUUUAUAUUCUGAUCUGACAAAUGAAAAUGUAAAAUCUGGGUUCAAUGUAUCUGAGCUGCUUUACAAUUUUUUUUCACUGCUGUACUACUGUCUCAAGAUUUAAUUCUAAUGCAGAGUACUUUAUUGGUCUGAGGCACACAGGUAAGAAGAAAUGUCAACGUUAAAUGUAUGACGUUUUUGGUACAAAAAUUAAAAACAGAAAAAAACGAAACUACCUUGGCAUUGUGUAUUAAAUGUUUACCUAAGACUAAAAUCUCAAGUAUAAUAUUUGUGUAACAUAUACCUCUCAAAGCUUAUCACCACUAAAUGUACUCCAUCAAAUUUGACAGUAAAGCUAAUUCGAAAAAUGCUUAUAUAUUUUUAGUAUACUAAAACCAUUCAUCCUGAUGGAGUAUCUUUCAUGGUCAAACAUUAUUUUCCAAGUUUCUAUAAAGAUAAGAAUCUUUACCUCUGCAUUUUAAUGAGCCUUGCCAUAAUUACUGUAGAGUGGCUUUUCAACGAUAUUUUGUUGCACUAAAACUGUGGCCAUAAACUCAGUGAAUAUGAUGUGUGGAAGAGCAUAAUUAGCUGGUCAAUAUUUUUUCCAAAAUACAUGCAAAAGUAAUAAAAUAUAUGCCUCCUAACACAAUAAUUAUUCAUUUUUCUCAUUUCUGGAAGAAAGUUCUUAAGUUGUUUUGUGAACAUGGUUUUGGUACAUAAAGCAUUAACCUUAUUUUAAUGCUUUAUUUGCUAAAUGUAUUAAUAGUGAAGAAAAUAUGGUACACAGAUAAGUACAGAGAGGGUAUUUGAGUAUAUUUGUGUGCCAGAUUUAGACAUGAGCUGUUUUAGCCAGGAAUCUAUACAAAGAAUUUUCUAGGUCUUCUUGUUUUAGUUAUUUAAUGUUGGUAUUGUUCAAACGGGUAUGUGUACAAAAACCAUUAAAAUAAACUUUGAAGCUUGAGGUCUCAUUAGAGAGAUCUGAAUUACAGAAUUAGUUAUUGAUAACACUUGCUGAUGAGUAUUGGCGAUUCAUCCCUUUUUUCUCCAUUUUCUUCUAAAUGUAUGUAUAUGAUUCAAGCCUUUUUUGUUUGUUUUUUUGUUUUCAAAUUAAAACUGGAAACAUAUCAUAAGAUUUUUUGGGUUUAUUUUGUUCAUUUGUUUCACCUAGUUCAUUAACUGUAUUCUUUCCAGAGUCCUGUAACUUCUGAGAGAUGUUAUAUAAAUCUUCAAAUGUUAAUCUUCUUUGUAUAGCAAAUUAGUUCUGCAGUAGAGUUCUUAAGAUUGUGAUGAUGGAAACUGUUUUAAGGCCCAAAGAAUGUUUUUCUAGCAAUUGAUUAGGAAAAAGGAUUGUGUAGAAGAGGGGUCUUGCCAGGACAGUGAAGUUAUUAAAUGACUCAAUAGAUAAAGUAUUUUUAAUAAAAAGGCAGAUUAGAUACUCUUAACUUCACCAACCACCCACUC
This is a messenger RNA of Acomys russatus (golden spiny mouse), 3247 nucleotides long. RefSeq names its product nectin cell adhesion molecule 3 (gene Nectin3). Bases 35 to 1690 code for a protein of 551 amino acids. The transcript is spliced from 6 exons. The record is from RefSeq and is a predicted model, not a curated record. Gene Ontology annotation, biological process: heterophilic cell-cell adhesion; symbiont entry into host cell; homophilic cell-cell adhesion. NCBI's taxonomy places the organism in Eukaryota, Metazoa, Chordata, Mammalia, Rodentia, Muridae. Gene Ontology annotation, cellular component: apical junction complex; adherens junction.